Leptonychotes weddellii (Weddell seal) is the source of this 433-nucleotide messenger RNA. Lineage: Eukaryota; Metazoa; Chordata; Mammalia; Carnivora; Phocidae. The record is from RefSeq and is a predicted model, not a curated record.
UAAUUUAAAUCUCAAAAAAUGCUAUUUAUUACACUAAGCUAUAUGUUCUUGGACAAAUCUUUAAACUUUCUUGAGCUUAGAAUGUGGACAUGAAAAGAGAGAGUUGGACCAGAAGACCACCUAGGACCCUUGUAGCAUUAAUAGUCUGCUUUACCCUGCUUUUACAUGGAAACAUCAUCACCUCUCUUAGAAUGGCACCUGCUUAUCUACCCAGAAGUCUUGCUAUACUUUCCUUGGCAGAAAAUGAAAUUCGGGACUUAAAUGAGAUCUCUUUUUUGGCAUCCUUAACUGAAUUGGAACAGUUAUCAAUCAUGAACAAUCCUUGUGUGAUGGCAACACCGUCCAUUCCAGGGUUUGACUAUCGGCCAUACAUUGUCAGCUGGUGCUUAAACCUCAGAGUCCUAGAUGGAUACGUGAUUUCUCAGAAGGAAAG